AUGAAGUUAAAUGCUCGGAAGAAAUACAGCACCUUCAAAAAAGAAUUAUCCAAAACAGGUGGUGGGGCAAGACCAGCAACUCCUAAUGAUGGAAUAAUAGACAUUAAAGAUUUGCUGAAUCCUGCAGAGCUGUUGAGGGAUCAUAAUAUAUAUGAUUCGGAUGGGAUUAUCGAAAGUUCCUCAUCAAAUAAAGUUAUAUUGGCAACUACCAGCGAGACAUGUGACAACACAUUACAGGAUGUAAAACCAAUGACAUAUGUGGUCAUAUAUUUGGAUACACAAAAUGUGGAUGAGAAUAUUAACCCAGAAAAUCAGCAGAUAGCUGACUACAUUAUAGAAAAUACUGAUGCACAAGAGAAUGAUCAGGAAUUUACUUCAUCAGUGGUAUCUCAAGAUGCGAUUGGGGCCACUCCAAUGAACAAAAAUAUGGGCAUGACUUCAGCAAAGAAGGUGCCCAAACGAAAACUCAUAUCAAAUAAUAAAAAGAACCAUGAUGAUUAUGUUAAUAACAUGCUAAGCCAUAGCAAAAAGCUAAAAGAAGAAGAGCACAGGAGACGUCUAGAAAUGGCUGAAGAGGAACAUGCAAUAAAAAUUGAAAUACACAAAGAAAAACUAAAAUGUGCCAUACUCGAAAGAGAAAUUUUAGAGUUAAGAAAAGUGCGUGAAGAGCAAAAUUAA
Molecule: messenger RNA, 678 nt
Organism: Parnassius apollo (apollo)
Lineage: Eukaryota; Metazoa; Arthropoda; Insecta; Lepidoptera; Papilionidae
Source: the annotation of a GenBank genome assembly